Messenger RNA from Gracilinanus agilis (Agile Gracile Mouse Opossum), 1137 nucleotides. Its product is annotated as zinc finger protein 239-like. The record is from RefSeq and is a predicted model, not a curated record. The annotation marks the transcript as partial. The transcript is spliced from 2 exons. NCBI's taxonomy places the organism in Eukaryota, Metazoa, Chordata, Mammalia, Didelphimorphia, Didelphidae.
AUGAAGGCGAAUACAACAGAGGUGAGCCUUCCUGUGGAAGAAAUGGACCUACAAAUAUUCAAGAGUGAUGAUCCCAAUAACUUCACUUUCAGAGAAUUCUGUGUUGCACCUCAAAACCCAUCUCUUAUUGAACAUCAAAGAAUGUACACUUUGGAAAAAUCUAGUGAAAGUAAUCGAUGCAGAAAGACUUUUAUUAACAGGGCCAUUAUUCCUGGACAUCAGAGUAUGCAUACUGGAAAGAGACCCUAUGAAUGCAAGCAAUGUGGAAAAACAUUCAGACUGAGCUCCAGACUUGCUGUACAUCAGAAAAUCCACAAUGUCAAGAAACCUUAUGAAUGCAGGCAGUGUGAGAAGUCAUUCACAAAUAACUACAGACUUGCAAGACAUCAGAGAGUCCACACUGGGGAGAAACCUUAUGAAUGCAAGCAGUGUGGAAAGAGAUUCAGUUGUAGAUCCUAUCUUGGUGCACAUCAGAGGGUCCACAUUGGAGAGAAACCUUAUGCAUGCAAGCAGUGUGGAAAGAGCUUCACAAUGAACUCCAGGCUUUCUGUACAUCAGAGGGUCCACACUGGGGAGAAACCUUAUGAAUGCAAGCAGUGUGGAAAGAGAUUCAAUUAUAGUUCCCAUCUUGGUGCACAUCAGAGGGUCCACACUGGGGAGAAACCUUAUGAAUGCAAGCAGUGUGGAAAGAGAUUCACAACUAACUCCAAUCUUUCUGUACAUCAGAGGGUCCACACUGGGGAGAAACCUUAUGAAUGCAAGCAGUGUGGAAAGAGAUUCAGUUGUAGAUCCCAUCUUCGUGCACAUCAGAGAGUCCACCCUGGGGAGAUACCUUAUGAAUGCAAGCAGUGUGGAAAGACGUUCACAAAGAACUACGAACUUGCUAGACAUCAGAGAGUCCACACUGGGGAGAAACCUUAUGAAUGCAAGCAGUGUGGAAAAAGAUUCACAACUAACUCCAGUCUUUCUGUACAUCAGAGGGUCCACACUGGGGAGAAACCUUAUGAAUGCAAGCAGUGUGGAAAGAGAUUCAGUUGUAGAUCCCAUCUUGGUGCACAUCAGAGGGUCCACACUGGGGAGAAACCUUUUGAGUGUAAGCAGUGUGGGAAAACAUUCAUAAAUAACUCCAGUCUUGCU